Zophobas morio is the source of this 1404-nucleotide messenger RNA. Its product is annotated as cytochrome P450 2J3-like. The transcript is spliced from 5 exons. Gene Ontology annotation, molecular function: oxidoreductase activity, acting on paired donors, with incorporation or reduction of molecular oxygen, reduced flavin or flavoprotein as one donor, and incorporation of one atom of oxygen; heme binding; iron ion binding. NCBI's taxonomy places the organism in Eukaryota, Metazoa, Arthropoda, Insecta, Coleoptera, Tenebrionidae. The record is from RefSeq and is a predicted model, not a curated record. The coding region runs from base 1 to 1404 and encodes 467 amino acids. Gene Ontology annotation, biological process: xenobiotic metabolic process. Gene Ontology annotation, cellular component: intracellular membrane-bounded organelle; cytoplasm.
AUGAUCGCGGCUUUGUGGUUCUUAAUAAUAAUAAUAGUGGUACUAAUACUUCUGCCGAAAACUGGCAAAAAAUGUCUCCCAGGCCCCUGGAACUUACCCAUUGUAGGCUACUUGCACAAACUGGAUCCAAAAGCACCUCACUUGACUUUAACAAACCUUGUCCAAAAAUAUGGACCCGUUUAUAAAAUCAAAUUUGGCUCGCUUAAUGUUGUCGUUAUCGGUGAUGGCAAAAUAUUAAAAAAGGUGUUAGCAAAGGACGAAGCGCUUGCAAGACCUCAUCUUUACAUGAUAGACACUGUAUUCGGAAACAAAGGACUCGUAUUCACAUCCCUUGAUGUAUGGAAGGACCAGCGUAGAUUCGUAGCGAAUUUUCUGAAAGGAGCAGGGAUCUCUAAAAUUUCACCAAAUAAGAAAAACUGGGAGGAGAUGGUGACCAAACAAAUUGAAAAAUUUGUACAAGCUGUGAAAACUCAAGCUCCUGGUGUACCAGUGAAUCCUGCAGAACUUGUCACUCAGUGCGUCAGCAGUAUCGCUGGUGGGUUAUUUUUGGGCAAGGCGUCUUUGCUGGAUGACAAACUGGUCACCGAUUUGGUACACAAUCUUGAUAAACUAGUGGAAUUUUUCAAAGCCACACUAAAGUCGGUAGACAAAAUCGUCGGCAGAGUGCGCGAAAUUCAACAGAUCUUGAUAAACGAAUGUGAAAAAUCCACUGGUGAAGAUUCCAUGCCAAAUUUAAUCGACGCGUUCCUUGUGAAAAUGUCUAAAGGCAGCCCUAGCCAUAUCUACAACCUCGACCAACUAGAUUUCCUCUUGUUUGACAUUUUUCUAGCUUUCACUGAAGCUGUAAUAACCACUUUCCUCUGGAUUUUGCUAUAUUUAGCUCAGUACGACGAAGUCCAAACCCAGAUACGACAAGAAUUGUUUGAAGUAUCGCGAGGUGAACAAGUAAAAAUGGACGAUUUUGCUCACUUACCCUAUACCAAAGCAGCCAUUGCUGAAGCCACCAGAAUUCGAAGUUUAACACCAACUGGACUUCCGCACUAUGCGACCGAAACCAUUUGUGUUGAGGGUUUUACGAUUCCCAAAGACGCAAUGAUAAUGCCAUUGUUGUGGGCGAUUCAUAUGGAUCCAGAUGUGUACGAAAACCCGGAGGAGUUUUGUCCUGAGAGGUUUUUGGACGACGAAGGACAAUUUUUCAAGCCGGAUACGUUCGUUCCGUUUCAUAGUGGGAAGAGAAUGUGUCUUGGAGAAGAAAUAGCGCAAACGAUGAUGUCGAUUUUUGUUGCUACUGUCGUGAAGAAUUUUAAAAUCCAACGUCCUGACUCGUCGGUGCUGGAUUUCACGGGUGUUUGUGGUGCUUUGCUAAUCCCUAAACCCCAGAAGAUAAUAUUUAAAGAAAUAUAG